CGGGUCACACCAAUCGACAUUCUUGGCCUAUAUAGAACACAUUGAACAAAUUUUCAUCGUCACAGGCCUGAGCAAAAUUAUUCUUUAGUCGUUUUGGAAGUGUUAAGUGUACUGUCAAGUGUAUCAGUUUCCCGAGCAAACAAAAUUAUUUCCUUCGACAAUUGUCUUGUUUUCGUUUGUUGGCUCUACGACACAACCACUAUAAUCUGUCGUAAGUAGGACAUAACCACUGUUCCGCAGCACGAUGUCUGGCGAUUGCAACACACACUGCCCCAACCCGUGCGAUCCCUGCCAGGGUCCGACCGACUUUCCGCCAUGCCCUGCUGGGGCUACCUGUCCGCCUUGCGAUUGCGGUGACUAUGCAGGAUGCUGCUACCAGCAGCCGGCUCGCACCAUGCCCAUUAUGCCCAAGUCGAACUUUAUGCGGUCGACGGCUCCGCUGGACACGGACACCAUCUACCGACGCUCCUACUACGCCAACUGUGGUGACAAUCUUCGGGCUCGUCCUGUUAUGCCAUGCAGCCAGAUUCGGGCCUCAACAGCACCGCUCGAGAAGUGCACCAUACAGAAGCUGUCGUAUAUGCCGCCGUGCCCCACCAAGCGGACGCCGCCCAUCGUCCCAAUGGCUAGUGGAUUGCGUUUCGAGGGACCCAUCUAUGCAAUGACUUCACAGAAGCACGAUUAUGUACCAAAGGGCAUUGUGAAGCGAGAUCCCAUUGUGCCACGGGUAGCCAUUUGCUCCUCCAAUGCGCCCAUGGAACGCUGCACCAUUCAGAAGUUGAGUUACAUGCCGAUCGAUGUGGCCUCAAAUCCACCGCCCAAGCCCAUGACUCAGGGAUCGCACUACUGCAAGCCAACCGGGCCAAUGGAGCGAUGCACCAUCCAGAAGCUGUCAUACAUGCCGGUUUGCCUGCCGACCAAGGAGCCCACACCAUGGGCGGACAAGAUCCGCUGUGUGCCGCCACGCUACUCUAAUGUCUGUACUACUUACAAUUUGAGCUACAUGCCCAAUUGCAAUGAGGCGCGUACUGCUCCAGUGCGCCCUCUGACUACCUUGCGCUUCUGUGGCAGCGAUUCUGGAGCCGGAAGCACCGUCUACAAGUUAAGCUACAUGCCAGUGGACGCCUCGCGCACCAAGCCAGAUCCUGUGCUGCCCAGGGAUACCUUCUGCCGCCCCACAGGACCGCUGGAGAGGUGCACAAUUCAAAAGCUCUCCUAUCAACCGAACUGCUCGGAACGCACUCCACCCAUUCGCCCCAUGGAGAAUGGGCUGCGCUUUGAUGGCCCGAUGUACGCCAUGACUACCCAAAAGCACGAUUUUGUGCCCAAGCCGCCAACAAGACGUGCUCCGAUAAUGCCCCGCACCGCCUUCUGCCGGCCUAGUGGUGCCAUGGAGCGCUGCACCGUAAACAAACUCUCGUAUAUGCCGGUGGACGUCACCUGUUUCCCCAGGACCGAGGCCGUUCGCCCCGCUUCCGGGUUCUGCCGCAACGAGGGACCUAUGGAGAAAUGCACUACAUACAAACUAAGCUAUAUGCCAAACUGUAUUCCACCCAAGGAACCGCUGCCCUGGGCCAACUACACAUCCUAUUGUCGGCCAAGCGGCCCUAUUGAGAAGUGCACAAUCCAGAAGCUGAGUUACGGACCUCCAGGUGCCUUUCAACGUUGCACCGGUCCUUGUGGAAAUGGCGGGGGCGAUGGCUUCCCGAAAGCCGGCAUUUGUUAAGCUGGAAAUACAUUUUGGGUGCUCCAUCAUGUGCGCUUCCUAUCCAAUGUUCAACUUUACAUGUUAUAGCAAAAUCUUUAAGUCCCCGGCUUCAGGGACACGUUUCGUUACUUUUAAAACAUGCAAGGCCUUUUGGACGUCAAUCCUAUUCAUUGAGCCUAUCUCGUGAAUGUCAAGAUACCCUUUCGUGAAUAUUUCGAAUGUGAGAUGUCAUCUAAUCAUGGACUUGCUCACAGUUUUAUUUUUUGUGUGAAACACUGCUGCGUACUUACAGGAAAUUGCUAGUGAUCAAGUGACUGGUUAACGAAUUGUAUGGUGCAUUCCCAAUGUUAAAAUUAAAGUAUAGAAUUAUAUACAGAGUAGAACAUAUUUAGAAAUCAUUAA
Messenger RNA from Drosophila bipectinata, 2110 nucleotides. RefSeq names its product stabilizer of axonemal microtubules 1. The record is from RefSeq and is a predicted model, not a curated record. Gene Ontology annotation, cellular component: axonemal microtubule; centriole; ciliary basal body. Lineage: Eukaryota; Metazoa; Arthropoda; Insecta; Diptera; Drosophilidae. Gene Ontology annotation, molecular function: microtubule binding.